UGAAUCUGCACGCUGUGUGUGUUGUGAGCGCUCUGAGACGCGGAGCUGAGGAAAGUGAGUGAAGCUGCUCAUCGAGUGCUGUACUGCAUAAAAUCAGGUGGCUCGGCUGUAGGAAGCGGAGAAAAGCGGGGAGUGAGCCUGAAGUGGACUCGCACCGACAUCCGCCGCUGCUUGUUCCAGUCAGCAGAAAAGUCGGCGUAAAGUUCCUCCAACAAAACCCGAUGGCAGCAGAACUGGCGUGCAGGUGAACAGUACCUGGCUAAGCCCGGCUAACUGGAAGAUUCGUCUACACGUUGAACCCCAUCGUGCUUUUUGUUCCUUCGAGCGGCUGCUUCGUUUACGACUUUUCGCCCGAGAGAGUUGCGUCGCUUUUCGUAAUGUCCAGGAAAAAGGCGUCGAAGGGCAAAGGCAGCAGCGGCAGUCCAUCUGCCGCCACUCCGGCCAAAGAGAGCGGCCGCUCGACCAGGAGCAGCCUAGUGCCCGGGGUGCAGGCCAACGGAGUGGUCCACCCUAGCCGACCUCCGGUCAGCAGCAGCAGCGAGUUCUACGACAUCGCCUUCAAGGUGAUGCUGGUAGGGGACUCAGGGGUGGGGAAGACCUGUCUGCUGGUGCGCUUCAAAGACGGAGCCUUUCUGGCGGGCAGCUUCAUCUCUACAGUGGGCAUUGACUUCAGGAACAAAGUGCUCAACGUUGAUGGGGUGAAGGUCAAGCUCCAGAUCUGGGACACUGCAGGACAGGAGCGCUUCCGCAGUGUUACUCACGCCUACUACCGCGAUGCCCAUGCUUUGCUGCUCCUGUAUGAUGUCACCAACAAAGCUUCUUUUGACAACAUUCGGGCUUGGCUAUCAGAGAUUCAUGAGUAUGCUCAGCAAGAUGUGGUUCUGAUGCUGCUGGGGAAUAAGGCUGAUGCUUCACAUGACAGAUCAGUCAGGAGAGAGGAGGGCGAGAGGCUGGCUAAGGAGUUUGGGGUGCCCUUCAUGGAGACAAGUGCUCGAUCUGGCCUCAAUGUGGAGCUGGCCUUCACUGCCAUAGCCAAAGAGCUGAAGCACAGGUCCAUGAAGGAGCCAGACGAGCCCAAGUUUAAACUGCAUGAGUACGUCAACAAGGAGAUGAAGACCGCAGGGUGCUGCAGGUCCUAAAGCUACAAGUGUGUGUGUGUGUGUAUCAGUGUGUACAAUACUGUGCAAAUAUCAGAGACUACCCUUCAUUUAUUUAAUUUCUGUUCAA
Molecule: messenger RNA, 1227 nt
Organism: Colossoma macropomum (tambaqui)
Lineage: Eukaryota; Metazoa; Chordata; Actinopteri; Characiformes; Serrasalmidae
Product: ras-related protein Rab-26-like
Exons: 9
Coding region: 378-1139 (253 amino acids)
Cellular component (GO): endosome; Golgi apparatus
Molecular function (GO): GTP binding; GTPase activity
Source: RefSeq, a predicted model, not a curated record